CGGGAGGGACAUGUGACCAACGGUCGCGGGAAGUCCUUUGCCACGCGCGUGAUAGGAAGAGGACAACUCUUGACUCAUUCAAAGUUUUUUGUAAACAUUGCUUUGCUUUUAUUGCGGAAAGACGUGUUUCUGCGUCGGUGAGCCAACUACACGGUAGUGAAGGAUAUCGAUACUCGACCGGACCCGGUAGUUCGAGUAUUUGUUUUUACUUUAAGACCAACUUCGGCUGCUCUCACGGUGAAUACGAGCUAACUAACGUUAGUCCGUGGCCAUUUCUCAGCGUUGGAUGGGCGUGUAGCAGUUAGCAAACAACUUUUUUUUUGGGAUGUUAACGGAGCUUUAAGAUUUACUUUGUUGUUUUUGGACGUUUUUUUUAAUCGAUACCUUUAUUUUAAGGUAGUUAGAAGUUGACUAGCCGUGUGCUUUUUUUGGCUAGUAACACCACUGCAACCGUAGUGGGGGGACCAACCGCGUGAUUUUUCCCGUCGACGAAGCCGGGGUUUAAAUCCUGAAAAUGUCGAGCUACAGCCGCCAUCGACACGGAUCCCCUUCCCCGAAAUCUCGACCAAUUCGUCAAAAAUUACAGUUCACGUCCAGCGACGGAGAGGACGACCCCAUCGAGGACGUUAACAACAGCACCGGAGGAGAGUCCGGCUUCACGGAGAUGGACUCCCCGAUGCCAGUGAGACGGGACACCGUCGACAAGCGGCUGGAAGGCAGCAGCAGCCCACUCAACCAGUCCGGUGGGGACGACGACGUGGAGCUGUGGGACGAAGAUAGUUUUGGUUCACCGUCUCACUUGCGGUCGCCGAGCAGUGUUAUCUUUGCCAACUGCUCGCCGUCUCCGAGGAAAGCUUCUCGGCUGUACGGAGGCUCACCGGAGCGGCCAUACGUCCAGGACGACGGAGAAGGAUCCAGCUCUCCGAUACCGGACUGCCCCGACACACCUCCACAUAAAACCUUCAGAAAACUCAGACUGUUCGACACACCGCACACACCAAAGAGUUUGUUGUCCAGAGCCAGGGGAUCCGGGCCGGGAUCCUCCAGCAGGAGAGUUGCCCUGUUCAAGAAUGUGGAGCCUUCAGGAAAGUCAAUCACAGACAGCAGCAGGAGACAGCAGACCCCUCUGGUCAACUUUAACCCUUUCACCCCUGACUCCCUCCUCAUCCAGACGGCCACACAGCAGAGGAACAACAGGAAACGGCCACAUUGGAAUGACUCUUGUGGAGAAGACAUGGAGGCAAGUGAUGGUGAGGGAGAGGAGGAAAUCCUGCCACCACCCAAGAGGAUCACCAUGAUGGAGAACAACAUGAUGUCCAGGUACACCUCAGAGUUCCUCGAGCUGGAGAAGAUUGGCUGUGGGGAGUUUGGUGCCGUGUUCAAGUGUGUGAAGAGACUCGAUGGCUGCAUCUAUGCCAUCAAGAGAUCAAAGAAGCCUCUGGCAGGAUCAGUGGACGAACAGAACGCUUUACGGGAGGUGUAUGCCCACGCUGUUCUGGGCCAACAUCCCCACGUGGUGCGUUACUACUCUGCCUGGGCCGAGGACGACCACAUGCUCAUCCAGAACGAAUACUGCAAUGGCGGCACGCUAUCCGAUGUCAUCGCAGAGAACUACAGACGGCUCAGUUACCUGUCAGAGCUGGAGCUGAAAGAUCUGUUGCUGCAACUAACACGAGGACUCAAGUACAUUCACUCUACUUCUCUGGUGCACAUGGACAUCAAGCCCAGCAACAUCUUUAUUUCACGGAAGUCUGUAGCGAGCUGUGAUGAAUGUGACGAGGAUGAAGGAGUGACCACCAGUGUUGUCUAUAAAAUCGGUGACCUCGGCCAUGUGACGAGAGUGAACAACCCACAAGUGGAGGAGGGUGACAGCAGAUACCUGGCCAAUGAAGUUUUACAAGAGGACUACAGUAACUUGACAAAGGCCGACAUCUUUGCUCUGGCCCUGACUGUCAUCAGCGCCUCAGGGGUGGAGCCCCUUCCCACCAAUGGAGACAAGUGGCACGAGAUCAGACAGGGCAAACUCCCUGCCAUCCCCCAAGUGCUUUCUCCAGAGUUUCUCAGUCUUCUCAAGCUGAUGAUCCACCCUGAUCAGAGUAGACGACCAUCAACUUCUGACCUCAUCAAACACCCGGUACUCCUCACUGCUGCCAGAAUGAGUGCAGACCAGCUGAGAGUCGAGCUCAACGCAGAGAAGUUCAAGAACGCACUGCUCCAGAAGGAGCUGAAGAAGGCCCAGCUGGCUAGAGCUGCAGCAGAGGAGAAGGUUUUGUCCACCGACAGGAUCCUGACCCGCUCUACAGUCCAGUCGAACCCCAGAACCUCCAGACUCAUCGGCAAGAAGAUGAAUCGAUCGGUCAGCCUGACCAUCUACUGAGACUUUAAUCCACCCUGACAGGAAUUGAAACAUGGAGGCUCAUGGACCUUUUUUUUUUUUUUUUUUUUUUUUUUUUUUUAUCCAAACCGUUCAGACAAAACUGUCUCUUGUUUUCUGUACCUGUCAGUCGUGGUGUUGGGCCUGUCUGCCCAGAAAGCUGUAGACUGUUACCAUCUUGAACUGGAACUCAUUUCGAUAGACUCUCAUUGCCAACAUAGUUCAGCCCUUUUUUUCCGAUGGACAUUUCUCUUUGGAAAAAACUGUCAUUCCUCAAAGGUAGUUACUGUACCUUUUUACACUCUGUCAUUCCUUAAGUUUGCAUAGAUGUCAGGCUCUCUCUCUGUUUCUGUCCUUGCACUUCCCUUGACAAAGCCGAAGCCUGUUGGCAGCGGAUCAAAGCCGCAGUGAAGCCCUCUUCAGUGUGAAUGUACUUGCCGUAGCCGAGCGCACCUUACUGCCUGUCAAAUGCCUGAUGCUGGGUACCAGAGGGUCUGAGAACUGACAAUUUCUGUGUCUGUAAUGGAGCACUUUGGAGGCAACACGUGGAACUUGCCACAUUUUGGUUUUUUAAGUAAAAAAGAAAAAAAACCUGCUGCUAUUGAUGUUUUGUGUGUAUCAGGGUUUGGCCAGUUUCAGGUUGGAUCGUUCUAGAGAUCAUUAUCUCUUAUUUUCAGGGAGCAGAAGUCCGUUUUCCCCGAUAUAAUGGUUCAUUGUUUUGGUUGGAUGGAAAUGGAUUAUGCCAUGAUCAUUUGAGGAAAAUCAUCCAGUUGGUCUGAAGUACAGAAAACCAAUGCGUUAACUCAUUAUCUGUUAGAAAUGAUCCAUAGUGUUUUAAUUUCACCUGUUGAUUGGUGCUGCCAACCCUGCCUGUAGCAUUAGAACAAUCAUUGUCCUGUUCUUGGAUUCUCAUGUUUUCUUUUCUCACAAAGUUCAAAAUAGAUUACUGUUUAGAAGUAUCCCUCCAUCUUUUUGUUCUUGUAACUUCUAACACAAAACCCCCUUUCUGUUGUAAUCUGUACAUAUGUUCUUUUAAUAAAUUCUCACCAUUUA
Larimichthys crocea (large yellow croaker) is the source of this 3427-nucleotide messenger RNA. It is a transcript of the gene wee1, whose product is annotated as WEE1 G2 checkpoint kinase. Gene Ontology annotation, molecular function: non-membrane spanning protein tyrosine kinase activity; magnesium ion binding; ATP binding. The transcript is spliced from 10 exons. The record is from RefSeq and is a predicted model, not a curated record. Lineage: Eukaryota; Metazoa; Chordata; Actinopteri; Sciaenidae. Gene Ontology annotation, cellular component: nucleus; cytoplasm. Gene Ontology annotation, biological process: protein phosphorylation; mitotic cell cycle. The coding region runs from base 515 to 2377 and encodes 620 amino acids.